Oncorhynchus masou masou (cherry salmon) is the source of this 4013-nucleotide messenger RNA. Its product is annotated as spondin-1-like. The record is from RefSeq and is a predicted model, not a curated record. Gene Ontology annotation, biological process: cell adhesion. Gene Ontology annotation, cellular component: extracellular matrix. NCBI's taxonomy places the organism in Eukaryota, Metazoa, Chordata, Actinopteri, Salmoniformes, Salmonidae. The transcript is spliced from 16 exons. The coding region runs from base 475 to 3027 and encodes 850 amino acids.
CGCGUCCCUCCGUUACUGCAGCCAUUGGUUGAAAUGUCUGUUUCCAGUCUGUUGGCUAGGUGCAUUUAGGUCGUUGGGCUCAUAGCCUGCGUCCAUGCCUUGGAGACAGCCGCGCUACGCGCUACACUGCUCCGCUAUUUUCCCUGACCCUGUGUAGGCUCUCGCGCUCAGUUAAGCAAACACUAGACCCACUGAUCAUCAGACGCUCUUCAACAAAUCAGUGUGCGAUUCUGCGAGAGCGAGUGCACAUCGUAAACUAUUCUUUCUCUGCACUCUAUAUCUCUCCAGGAUGGAUUUACCUUGAGCGGAGACAGCUACCUCGUAAGCCGAGUGAGGGGAGUCUUAUCAAUUGUCAAGUUUCGUCUAUUCCUGGAGUUUUGAGUGGUGAAGCAAGCGUUUUUUUCCUCCCUUGAGCCUCACUCGUUUUUCACCACCUUUGCUCGCAUCAGCUGGAGCGAGAGCUGCAGCUUCACAAUGGCAGGAGCGGGAAUAUUUCUGUGCAUUCUGCUGUUACAGUGUUUUAUCUCCACUGCGCUGUGCAACGCCGGAUUCGCCUUCACGGAAGAGCCCUCGGAGAGAGCUGGGAAGUCAGACGGGUAUUGUGGUCGGAUAUUACGGGCUCAGGGCACUCGGAAGGAAGGCUACAAUGAGUUUCGGCUCCGAGUCGAGGGGGACCCAGAAAAUUAUCAGCCUGGGAGCACUUACAGAGUGACUCUGUAUGCAUCCAGUCCUGCUUACUUCAGAGGUUUCACCCUCAUCGCUCUGAGGGAGGGCAGGGAAGGAGACAAAGAAGAGGACUAUGCUGGCAAUUUCCAGAUCAUCGAUGAAGAGGACACCCAGUUCAUGAUCAACUGUCCCCCGGCAGUGACAGAGAGUACCCCUCGGAGACGCACCAGGAUCCAGGUGUUCUGGACAGCACCCCCAAGCGCCUCUGGUUGUGUCACCCUCAAGGCCAGCAUUGUCCAGAAGAGGAUCAUCUACUUCCAGGAUGAAGGCUCUCUCACCAAGAGGAUGUGUGAGAAAGAGUCAUUGUAUGGGGAGACCACAGAGAAGCCUUUGCUGGAUUGCUGUGCCUGUGGAACAGCCAAGUACAGAGUCACCUUCUAUGGCAACUGGUCAGAGAAGGUGCACCCCAAAGACUACCCUCGGCGUGCUAACCACUGGUCGGCCAUCAUCGGAGCGUCCCACUCUAAGAACUACGUGCUGUGGGAGUAUGGUGGCUACGCCAGCGAGGGCAUCAAGAAGGUGGCCGAGCUGGGAUCACCUGUCUCUAUGGAGGAAGAGAUCAGGCAGAAGGGUGAUGACGUCCUGACAGUCAUCAAAAUGAAGGCGCAGUGGCCUGCCUGGCAACCCUUGAAUGUUCCCUUCUCUCUGUCCUCCAGUCGUGCUGCCCCGUCGGCUGAGUUCUCAGUGGACCGGACCCGUCACCUGAUGUCCUUCCUCACCAUGCUGGGGCCCAGCCCUGACUGGAACGUGGGGCUGUCUGCAGAGGACCUCUGCACCAAGGAGUGUGGUUGGGCCCAGAGGGUUGUCCAGGAUAUGAUCCCCUGGGAUGCAGGCACCGACAACGGGGUCACCUAUGAGUCUCCCAACAAGCCCACAGUCCCUCAGGAGAAGAUCCGCCCCCUGACUAGCCUGGACCACCCCCAGAGCCCCUUCUACGACCCUGAGGGGGGCGCCAUCACCCCCGUGGCCAGGGUAGUAGUGGAGCGCAUUGCCCGAAAGCCGCCAGAGGCAAACGGAGGAUCUUAUCACAACAGAGUGGUAUGUAUUCCACAACGCAGGCCUGUGUUUGUCUGUCCGCAGGGAGAGCAGUGCAACGUCGUGCCUGAUAACGUGGAUGACAUUGUGGCUGAUAUCGCCCAGGAGGAGAAAGAGGAAGACGACACUCCAGAGACAUGCAUCUACUCCAACUGGUCUCCCUGGUCAGCCUGCAGCUCAGCCACCUGUGACAAGGGCAAGAGGAUGAGACAGAGGAUGCUGAAGGCCCAGCUCGACCUCAGUGUACCCUGUCCUCACACCCAGGACUUUGAGCCCUGCAUGGGGCCCGGCUGCAGCGACGAGGAAGGGUCCACCUGCACGAUGUCAGAGUGGAUCACCUGGUCUCCGUGCAGCAUGUCAUGUGGGAUGGGCCUGCGGUCCAGGGAACGCUACGUCAAGCAGUUCCCUGACGAUGGCUCUGUGUGUACCUUGCCUACUGAGGAGAACGAGAAGUGUAUUGUGAACGAGGAAUGCACCCCCAACAGUUGUCUGGUGACAGAGUGGGGUGAGUGGGACUCCUGCAGUGCCACCUGUGGGCUGGGUAUGAAGAGAAGGGAACGCAUGGUGAAGAUGCCUCCCCCGGACGGCUCCAUCUGUGGGGCUGAGGUGCUGGAGGUGGAGAAGUGCAUGAUGCCAGAGUGUCACACCAUCCCCUGUAUGCUGUCUCCGUGGUCUGACUGGAGCGACUGCAGUGUGACGUGUGGGAAGGGCAUGCGGACGAGGCAGCGCGUGCUCAAGUCUGCUGUGGAGCUGGGGGAGUGUACAGAGGACCUGGAGCAGGUGGAGAAGUGCAUGCUGCCAGAGUGUCCAACAGACUGUAUGGUGUCAGAGUGGACGGAGUGGUCUGAGUGCAACAAAUCCUGUGGUAAAGGUCACAUGAUCAGGACACGCAUGGUGAAGCUGGAGCCUCAGUUCGGAGGGGACUCGUGUCCCGAGACUGUACAGAGGAAGAAGUGUAAGAUCAGGAAGUGUAACCGCGGUGGUGGCCAGGGACAGGUCAACAGCGACGAGAAGAAACGGCGCAAGGAGGCGAGGGAGAAGAGGAGGAGCAAACAGGGUGGGCGACAGGGGGAGGAGACCACGUCGACCGCUGAACACCCAGGCUGUAAGAUGAGGCCAUGGUCCAGCUGGACGGACUGUACCAAGCUGUGUGGCGGGGGGAUUCAGGAGCGGCUCAUGACAGCCAAGAGGAGGCUUAAGAGCGCCCAGCUCCCCAGCUGCAAGGACAGGAAGGAGAUCCGAGCGUGUAACGUGCACCCCUGCUAGAUGGACCAAGUUGGGCGGGACGGGAUGGGUACGGAGUGGGUGGAGGUUGCCCAUAAACACUGGUGUGAGCUCAGUUGUUUUCCCCUCUGACAGUUCAGAUUAGGUUUGGGGAUUGUAAACUGAUCCUAGAUCUGUGCCUAUGGGCAACUUGGUGAUGUGACGGAGCGUGAGGUGGCAUAGUGUCACUCAAUGAUCCAAUGCACUCUGUUUAGGACUGGCACAGACCUUAAUCUCUCUUGGUUUAAUCCAGGGCUGAGUCUGAAGAUUGUAGAUUGGGGAAGGUACACUGGUUCUGUAUACACCUCUAGUCAGAGUUUGGAAAGAGUUUAGCAAAUUCUGAAAUGACCCAUCCUUCAAGGUCAAAGGUCAUGUGUUAUUUUACAAGAAGGAAGGAAGGAAUUCCCUUGGUCUCUUCUCGAGCCUAAAACAAACAGCCAUUUCGAGAGAGGAUCUAGGCUUCCCAAAAUAAUGCCUAGCCUCUGAUGAACCUGACUGAUUUUCCUCUGUUCGUAAAUGAACUAGCUCUGUUACAUAUAGGAUUCUUCUGCAAGAUUACUGUAAACUUGUUGUGGUAUAAUAUUCUUGAAUAAUGAUAAUGUUGAAAACACCAAUUGAUUUAAUAAGCGAUAGUACUGUUAGGCUAUAUCCUGUAGUAUCCUCUUUGGUAGUGUAUAUUAUCCCAGAACCUAAAGCACAGUUACCCAGCCAUUCCAGCAUUUUAUAAUCCUUCAGAAAAAAAACAUGUUUCUAGGAUCAAGAAAUCUCCUGUAUGACUUUUUACUCAGCUGUACUACUGUUCAUGUAGACACACCGCAACUGAAAUCUCUAUGAUUUUGUGCAUUGUUAUUAUAAGAUCACCCGAGAGUCUUACCAAAGUCUUGUGUAGAUGUUUUUUACGUGUCUUUUACUUCUCUUUGUUCUCUGCUCCUCUAACAUAUUAAUAUUUUGGAAUAUAUCACCUUUACAAUAAAAGUAAAUGUUAGAAA